Molecule: messenger RNA, 1170 nt
Organism: Candidula unifasciata
Lineage: Eukaryota; Metazoa; Mollusca; Gastropoda; Stylommatophora; Geomitridae
Source: the annotation of a GenBank genome assembly
AUGUCGCGAUCGUUUUAUGUGGAUUCGUUAAUGGUGAGCAAGCCAGGAAAUGGAGACUGCCCUCCUGCCGGGAGUCCGCCGUCUCAUCUGUCAGCGUUGUUAUCCCAACAUCCGGCACUGCUGGCCAGGUCGCACCAGUCUCCUCACACAGGGUCUCACCAUCAUCAUCACCACCACCCGAUGCCCACUCCUGGAAUCGCUUGUUACACCAGACACCCCGCCGACCUUUUGGGCGCCCUGUGUUGCCCUCUGUGUCUCCACGGCCCUGCAGCCUCUCCACACAGUUUGGCCGCCCAUGCUCUCAGCACAGCCCAGGUGAUGACCUCAGCCCAUGUUCUGACGUCCCACCCAUCCCCAGUCAUCCCCGGGCACAGACUGCCCCGCUCCUCAUCCCCGCUCCCGCUGAUCUCCACCUAUUCUUCAUCCCCAUUUUCUAGUCACUCCCCGAUGAAGUCUCACUCUCUCAUGCGCCCUCCGAUCCAGAACAGCGACUCUCGUCUCUCCCUGUCACCGUCGCCUCCACAGUCCAAGAAGAGGCCCAAGUGUGUUAACGGUCCAUCAGAUGAUCUGCCUUCCUCGAAACGCAUGCGCACUGCCUUCACAAGCACCCAGCUGUUGGAGCUGGAAAGGGCCUUCAGUUCCAACAUGUACUUGUCGAGACUGAGAAGAAUCGAGAUCGCCACCUGCCUCAACCUGUCCGAGAAACAGGUGAAGAUCUGGUUCCAGAACCGUAGGGUCAAACACAAGAAAGAAGGGCCCGAAGAGAGCAACCACGGUUGUGGAUGUCACAGAACCUGUUCGAGCCACGCCAAGAAACCGGAAGUUGAAGCGUUACCUCAGUCUGGAAUUGAACCGAAGACGUCUGCGACUGGAGAGAACAAAGAACAUCACGUGAUUGACCACAGAAAUGACAAAAGUCCCUCUAGCUUUUUUCCUGCAUCAAGAAGCAUUAGAAAAACAAAAUGCGGACACCAUGAAAACCGCAAAGACCGUUCGCUCCAGCCAGAACGUGUUGGUCUCACUUCUUGUGACAACAAGCAGGCUUCGAUGAAGACCGAUGACACAGACAGCAAUACUGGCGUAGUCAAUUCUGAACUAAGACUGAUCACUGUGGAGCAGGGAAGUAGUGCCGAAGAUGGUGAGCUGUCAGAGCCGUCGAGCCCUGAGUAA